UUUGAGUUGACGUUUCGUAUACUCGAAUAAUAUAAUUUCUCCAAUGGCCGUUGUUGUCUGAUUUUGGCAGUAUUUAGUAAAAAAAAAUUGAUUUUUUACUAUUUUUAUAAUUUGUUCAAUCACGAAACAUCGGAAAAAUUUCUAUUGAAAUGUUGAAAGUCAUUUUCUUUAGUAUUGCAUUCUUUUACAUAACAAGAACAGUCCACAGUGUCGAAUUAACGUUUGAGCUGGCAGAUAAUGCAAAGGAGUGUUUCUACGAGGAAAUUAAAGCAAAUCAAACGGCAACAUUAGAAUUUCAGGUUGUUACCGGUGGACAAUACGAUGUUGACGUAUCGCUAGCAAAUCCAAAAGGAGAAGUUCUCUACCAGCAAGUCAAAGCUCAAUUCGAUUCUCAUCAAUUCACAGCCACCUUGAACGGCGUAUACGUAGCAUGCUUCAGCAACGAAUUCUCGACAUUUUCGCAUAAGUUAGUGUACAUGGAUUUCCAAGUUGGUGAAGACUCGCCCCUAUUCAACUUAGAAGAUCAUGCGACAGCAUUAACACAAAUGGAAUCAUCAGCUCAGGAAAUACACAAAAGUUUAAAUUCCAUUCUUGACUAUCAGACGCAUCAUCGACUGAGGGAAGCGCAGGGCCGUAAACGAGCCGAAGACAUUAACGAACGUGUGUUAUGGUGGUCCAUUUUAGAAACAUUUGGCAUCUUAGUUAUUAGUAUUGCACAAGUGCUUGUACUUAGAAACUUUUUUACUGAUCGGAAGCCUAUUCAGAUUCGUUAAAAAACAUGAUUUCAAACCGACUUUGUGUUGUUGUUUGUUAAACUUUUGUUCUAUUUUUUUUUUAAUGGAGAAUAUGUCUUGUGUGUUAGGAUGUAUAUGUAAAUGGAACUGCGAUUCAGCAACUGUGCCAGUCGAUAAAAUUAAAAUUAGAAAUGAUUUCAAUGAACCAAAAAAUAAAUUAUUUAGGCACACAUGUCUG
Molecule: messenger RNA, 972 nt
Organism: Bradysia coprophila
Lineage: Eukaryota; Metazoa; Arthropoda; Insecta; Diptera; Sciaridae
Gene: p24-1
Product: transmembrane emp24 domain-containing protein
Source: RefSeq, a predicted model, not a curated record